Dreissena polymorpha is the source of this 1129-nucleotide messenger RNA. RefSeq lists its product as uncharacterized. Gene Ontology annotation, molecular function: 3'-5'-RNA exonuclease activity. Lineage: Eukaryota; Metazoa; Mollusca; Bivalvia; Myida; Dreissenidae. Bases 71 to 1129 code for a protein of 352 amino acids. The transcript has 2 exons. The record is from RefSeq and is a predicted model, not a curated record.
CUUGAUAAGCAAACUCGUGACAUGUCCAUUGUGGACUUUAUUAGAAGAUAAAGAUAUCUCGAUAACUGAUAUGAAUGUGAAGUAUCUUCAGCUUGUCACAUUUCUUGAUGACUCCUCCAAAAAUAUCCAGUCAUUUAUGAAUGGAGAACUUCUUGUUUUUGGUGAUAAUACAUACAUUGAAAAAGAUGAAAUUUACAAUUCCCUUGUGACUUCGGACCAGUAUGACAACAUCGUCGAGGUAUUUCUGCAGGUGUUACUUCCAACCUUGUGUACAGUCAGUAAAAAACUCUUUGUAGACCAUUUACCUGGAGGGAAGUUAACUGGACUCUCUGAUGAAAUGAAAGAUAAAGUUAAGAAUGCUCCAAAAACAUCAUGUUAUGCUGAAAGCGUCUUUGGACAGCUGGAUCAUCUGUUGCGCACAAAACCCAAUAUGAGUACACUUGCUGCAGAAGCUUGCAUCAUGUUCUUAAAUAAUAAAACUGUUGACUGGUUGAACUCGAGAAAUGAAAAAGAAAAACAUGAGUUGAUUAAGAAGGCUUCAAAAUCCGUGAAAACAAUGCGCCAGAAUUAUAAACGCAGGUUGAAUGAAAUUGAAGAGCAAAGGAGAAUUACAGUUGCCGAACAGAUUCGUAAAAAAGAAGCUGCGAGACAGGAAAAACUUAGACAGCAAGAAGAAUGCACAAAGGAAAUAAUCAAUUAUGGUUUAUGGCAAAGUGAUUCAGAGGUUGACAAUAUGCUGUUGUCAUACAAGAAAGAUGGUGAUAAAAUAAAAGCUCUAAAAGCACAGCUUAGAUUUAGGAAAAAUGUCCUGCAUCAAAUUCCAAGUGACAAGUCAAAGUUUAAUUUCUCCAAAAAAGGCAAAGACUUUACUGUUAAUGAAUUAACUGCAAAUCUGAAAGAGCUUGUGACACAGGCUAUUGUGGCAGAUGAUGAUAGUCAGAAGCACAUCUUGGUAGGGAAAAGAGUGAGGCACCGAUUUAUUAAAGAUGGCCAGUCCAAGUGGUACACAGGGAAAGUCCCUUCUUUCCCAGACUGGUUCAACAUUAUGUACGAUGGGGAUGAGGCCAUAUACACAUAUCACCAUCUAGAUGCUGAUGUUGACAAGGCUGAUAUGCAGAUCCUCAUAUAA